UAAAUUCCAUUAGCGUCGACUUGGCUUUUAAGUCAGAGACGAAAGGGUUUUUUUUAUAUUUUUCUACAACAUGUGUUUAGACGAAAUUCGAAAUUUUGACGUUGGAUGGCGACCCCUUCUGAAGAGACGGUUCAUUCACUGGCGUAUUGGCAAUUUUUGGCUGGCGGGUUGUCGGGCUUCAUCGAGAUUAUCUGCUUUCAUCCCCUCGAUGUGGUUAAGACCCGGAUGCAGAUACAGGGUGCCCAUCCAUUUGGCGGCGAGGUUGUUUACACCUGUCCUCUGGAUGCCAUCGUCAAAAUAUAUCGCUACGAGGGGUUGUUUUCCCUUUGGAAAGGUAUUGUGCCCCCGAUCUGCGUGGAAACUCCAAAGAGGGGCGGAAAGUUUUUGAUGUACGAGAGCUUAAAGCCGUACUUCCAGUUUGGAGCCCCUAAACCAACUCCGCUGACCCACGCCAUGGCCGGUUCGAUGGCCGCAAUUCUGGAGUCCUUUAUCGUCAAUCCCUUUGAGGUAGUCAAGAUCACUCAGCAGGCUCAUCGGGAGAAGCACCUGAAAACACUGUCGGUCGUUAAGUACAUCAUCAAGCAUGAUGGCUAUGGCAUCAAGGGGUUGUAUCGGGGUAUCACUGCACUAGUGGCUCGAAAUGCCGUCUUUCACUUUGGAUUCUUUGGUUUUUACAAUGCGCUCAAAGACAUUGUUCCAAGCCCGGAGGAUAAGACAUAUAACAUUCUGCGAAAGAUCAUCAUAGCUGGGUUAGCCAGUUCCCUGGCUUGCGUGAUGAGUGUUACGUUGGAUAUGGCCAAGUGCAGGAUUCAAGGACCCCAGCCAGUGAAGGGCAAGGUGAAGUACCAGUGGACCAUAAGCACGAUUAAAACAACCUUCAAGGAGGAGGGUUUUCGAUCGUUGUUCAAGGGUCUGGGGGCGAUGAUCCUGCGUGUCGGCCCUGGUGGGGCCAUGCUCCUGGUGACCUACGAGUAUUUAUUUGAGUUCCUGAAAAGCCAAAAUAUUUGAUGUAUAUUUUUUUAACAAGCUUUAUCUAAAUCAACCUAAUAUCACUUUCCCAAAACAAACCAUUGAUAGCUCUAAAUUAACUGUUAUUA
Drosophila sechellia is the source of this 1097-nucleotide messenger RNA. RefSeq names its product mitochondrial 2-oxodicarboxylate carrier. The coding region runs from base 106 to 1008 and encodes 300 amino acids. NCBI's taxonomy places the organism in Eukaryota, Metazoa, Arthropoda, Insecta, Diptera, Drosophilidae. The transcript has a single exon. The record is from RefSeq and is a predicted model, not a curated record.